Messenger RNA from Bombina bombina (fire-bellied toad), 4135 nucleotides. RefSeq lists its product as uncharacterized. Bases 747 to 2780 code for a protein of 677 amino acids. Lineage: Eukaryota; Metazoa; Chordata; Amphibia; Anura; Bombinatoridae. The transcript is spliced from 5 exons. The record is from RefSeq and is a predicted model, not a curated record.
CAAAGCACACACAAGCUAUUGCAUACAACCUCAGCACACAGGAGCUGCCUCCGAUGCGUUUCCUGCUUAGAACAAGCACCCCCUGAUAAAGUGCUUGUGUGUGCCUUGGAAACUUUUUCAUGUUGUUUUAAUCAUGUUUGAAUUAAUGUACUGGAUUUUAAACUACUCUCUACUUGUACAGCCUUCAAUUCCUUCUUCUAUUUUUGAAAAUUUCGCUUAUGAUUGUAUCAGCAUUUGGAAAAAUCGCUGUUUCUAAGGGACUGCAAUUUUGUUUUCUCUCCUGUCUUCCCCCUACAUAAAUUAAACAGAUUACUACAGCUGUGAGUUGGAUCUACUGAAGUGUCCUAAGACGUACCAUCUCUUUCUUGUUCCAUCCCGGGGUGUGUGGGACUGGCCUGAAAAUUUUGGAAAACCGGUGACUGGGUUCAGUACAAGGUGCGUUGCUGGAACUGACUGUUCAUCCUCAGAGUGCUCUACUGGGAGCCAAUAUCCUCAUCCCUUGUACCUUCCAAGUGGAUAAACUCCCUUUAAACCCCCAAUUACUUGCAAUAGAUUGGUACUUUCAAGGAAAGGAGAUCUUGAGCUAUAAUAACGUUGUUAGAACAUCACAUCCAAGGGUGUCCUUGAACACAAGUGUGACAAAAGAUGGGAUUGCUUCUCUGUUAAUCUGCAACAUAAAGAUAUCUGAUAGUGGAAUCUACAAGUGUUCAGUUGUCUAUACUCCAGAAGUAAAAGAGGGGGAAGUCAUGGUUGAUGUUUAUGCUUCCCCAACAAUCACAAUCACAAAUAACAUUGUUGUAAAGAAUAAGGAGAGCUUCCUUAACAGCACAAUCUCCGGCUUCUAUCCAGUUGACAUUGACAUAAAGUGGUUCAGAGACAAAGAGGUCCUGGAAUCUGUUAAUGACCCACUUCAGAGAAAUUCUGAUGGAACAUACUCAGUGAAAAGCUCAGUCAUAAUAACACCCACCAAAGAAAACGAAAAUCACACCUACUCAAUCAGGGUCCUACACUUAUCUCUUCAUGAACCUCUCCAGAAGGAUUUCCAGUUUGUCUAUGGAGAAGUGAAAACAUUGUCAACAACAAUUUUAAUAUCUUUGAUGACGGUGGCUGUUAUCUUCUUGAUUGGUGGGAGUGUUGCUUUCAUCUUGUGCCUAAGAAAACGAAAGAAAAAAGAUGUAAUGACAUCAGGUAAAAAACGAAGCUCUGCAGGAGACAUUACCACACAAGAAAAUAUUAUGUCACCAAUGGAAAAAUAUCCCAGACCAAAUAGCUCAAGAGAGACUUUAAUAAUAAGAGGAUCUUCUAGAUCUUCACCAGGAGAAGUUUAUAGUCAGAAGAAUAAAACAAAUUACAUAUCUACUCAAGGAGGAGCUUUUAAUCAGGAGAAUCAGGAGAGUGCCAGAUCUGCACCUGGAGGAGCUUUUAAUCAAGGGAGUGCCAGAUCUGCACCUGGAGGAGCUUUUAAUCAAGGGAGUGUCAGAUCUGCACCUGGAGGCACUUUUACACAGAAGACUCAGGAGAGUACCAGAUCUGUACAAGGAGGAGAUUGUACACAGAAGAGUCAGGAGAGUACCAGAUCUGUACAAGGAGGGGCUUGUAUUCAGAAGAGUCAGGAGAGUACCAGAUAUGUAAAAGGAGGAGAUUGUACACAGAAGAGUCAGGAGAGUACCAGAUCUGUACAAGGAGGGGCUUGUAUUCAGAAGAGUCAGGAGAGUACCAGAUAUGUAAAAGGAGGAGAUUGUACACAGAAGAGUCAGGAGAGUACCAGAUCUGUACAAGGAAGAGAUUGUACACAGAAGAGUCAGGAGAGUACUAGAUCUGUACAAAGAGGAGAUUGUACACAGAAGAGUCAGACGAGUAUCCAAUCUGUACAAGGCAAAGAUUUUACACUGAAGAGUCAGGAGAGUACCCAAUCUGUACAAGGAGGAGCUUAUACACAGAAGAGUCAGGGGAGUACCAGAUCUGUACAAGGAGGGGCUUGUAUUCAGAAGAGUCAGGAGAGUACCAGAUCUGUACAAGGAGGGCCUUUUGCACAGAAGAGUCAGGAGAGUAUCAGAUCUGUACAAGGAGAAGAUUUUACACAGAAGAGUCAGAAGAGUACCAGAUCUGAGCAAGAACGAGUUUUUACACAGAAGAAUCAGCCGAAUAUCAGGUCUGUACUAGGAGGAGCUUUUACGCAGAAUAAUCAGGAGAGUAUCAGGUCUGUAAAUAAAGAAGGUUUUAAUCAGAAAAGUCAAAUUAAUGUCAUGUUGACACCAGGCAGAGAUUUAAGCCAGAAAAGUCAAGAUAGUGCUAGAUUUACACCAGGCGGAAAUAUUACUCAUGAUAAUCCGAAGAAUGUCAGAUCUGCAUCAGGAACAGCUUUUAGUCAGAAGAGUGGCAGUUUUACAUCAGGACCUUUUAAUCAGAAAAGUCAGAUCUACAGAAUUACAUCACAAGACUAUUUUAGUCAGAAGAAUGCUAGACAUGUACCAGGAGCUUUUGAUCAUGAGAGUGCCAGAUAUUUACCAGGAGGAGAUUUAGGUCAGAAGAGUAAGGAUAGUUUCAAUUCAGCUUAUAGUCAUUUAAAUUACAGAUCUGCACCAGGAGGAACUUUUCAUAAGGAGAGGACAAGAUCUACACCAGGAGCAGAUUUUAGUCAAGAGAGUCAGGUAAAUGUCAUAUGUGCACCAGGUGCCAGAUAUGCACCUAGAGGAACUUUUCUUCUGGAGAGUCAAAAGAGUGUAAAAUAUUUACCAGGUAGUAAUUGUGGUCAGGUGAAUGCCAGAUAUGUACCAUGAGCAUCUUUAAUCAGAAGAGUUGCCAGAGUGCCAUAUCUACACCAGUAGGUGAUUAUAGCCAGAAGAAGAAAAUGCCAUAUCUAUACCAGUGCUUAUAGCCAAAAGAGUCGGGUGAGCUCCAUAUUUUCACCAGUAGCUGCUUAUUCCCAGAAGAGUCAGGAGAGUGCCAUAUCUACACCAGUAAUUGUUUAUAUAUAGAAAAGUCAGGAGAGCACCAUAUAUUCAUCAGUAGCUGCUUAAAGCCAGAAGAGACAGGAGAGUGCCAGAUCUAAACCAGUAUGUGCUUAUUGCCAAAAGAGUCCAGAGAGUGCAAAAUGGAGCCAGGAGAAUGUCAUAUCUAUACAUGUUAGUGCUUAUAUCCAGAAGAGUCAGGAGAGUGACAUAUCUUUAAAAGUUGGUGCUUAUAGCCAAGUCAGGAGAGUGUCAGACCUACACCAGAAAGUGCAUAUAGCUGGAAGAGUCAGGAGAGUGUCAUGUCUAAACCAAUAGGUGCUCAUAGCCAAGAUAGUCAGGAGAUUGCCAGAUCUACAACAAUAGGUGCUUAUAGCCAGAAGAAUAAAGAGAAUGCCUUACCCAUAUCAGUGUGUCAUACAUCAGGGUGCCAUAUCUAUACAGGUUGGUGGUUAUAACCAGAAGAGUUAGGAGAGUGUCAGAUCUGUAUCAGUAGUUGCUAAUUGCUAAGAUCUACAGCAGUAGCUGUUUUUAGCCAGAAGAGUCAGGGGAGUGCCAAAUAUGCACCAGGAGACAAUAUUGUUCUGUAGAGUGCCAGAUAUACACAAGAAGGAGCUUGUAUUCGGGAGAGUAAGGGAGUGCCAGGUCUGUCUCUAAAAGAUGAGCUUUUAAUCAGGAGACUGAUAUAUCUACACCAGAACUUGUUUGUCAUGAGGAUAAACACAUAGUUAUAUUUGAAGGUUUUCAUCUAAUGUAUUCCUUUUCUAAUAAAAAAUAAAAACAAUAACUGUGGAGAAACGAUUACCCUAUACCAUUAUCAGGUGGUCUUUUCCAUUGAUAAAAUCGUCAGAAACAUGGGCCCUCAAGCUUCAUCCGGAGCUUGAUAAAUGGGCCCCUUUGUUUUUAUUCUUUAAUGUUGAACUACAAAUAAUGUUUUUAUUUGUAUUGCUUUGGUUUUUUUGUAUCGCCUUCUUGUCGUCAAACGCUGACUUGUCCAGUUACCAGAUGUAUUCACCUAUAAGAGAAGACGAUUAAAUAGUUUAAGAUACUUGUAUACAUUGUGCAUACCUUGUUAAGAAUACUUCUAAUAUCACAAGUUUUUGAUAUUGUAAACUUGAUUAAAAAAUGUAAUAAAAAUAUUUAACUAAAAAAAAAUAAAAAAAAUAAAAACACAAGAAAACCAA